GUUCUUUUGUUUUAUUUGACUGAAUCAGUACUUGUAUGUUGUGGUCAGAUUUUUUUUGUUUCAAAAACUUUAACAGAGUUAUUGGUCUUCAAAAAUGAUCACACUUCAUUGAUGUAUUCUUUUGUUUUAUUUAAGUGAAUCAGUACUCAUAUGUUGUGUUUAGAGUUUAAAGUUUCAAACAUGAUGAUCGUAGUACUCAUAUGUUGGCUUAUAGUUACGACAGUAGAGGGGAAUGUGUUAUUUGGUAAGUAAGCCAUAAAAAUUUGAGCAUGUGGCUUAUAUUUACUGCCACUUAAAAAGGAAAUUCGACUUUGCAGCAAGCUAACUAACUACAACUUUAGUUUUUGGUAAAAGUCAUGUGUUGUAAGAUUCAUAUUCAUGUUUAACUUUAUACUUUAACUUAGUGUAUGAUAUGUUUAUACUUUAUACCCAGUUCUCUUUGAAUUCUAUUAAUCUUUUAAUGUUUAGUAACUUAGAGAGUUACUGUUCUAGUAAAAAAUAAAUCAUAACAAAAAUAAUAUUGAAUAAUUGUAAAUCUCAAUUUGUUACGAAAAUGCAGUUGCAUAUGUAUCCCUCCCAAUCCCUGUUAACUGAAUUCUUUAUGAGUGCAUAUCAUUGUGUUUGACUGAGCUACUGUGUAUGAUACCAUCAAUAGUUGAUGUGAUGAAUUGGGUCUGAUGUGCAUAGUAUGAAUUGGGUAUGAUACCAUUAACAGUUGCAUAGUAUGAAUUGGGAGAAUUGAUAUGUAGAUGUGUUAAGGGUCUGAUGUGAUGAUAAUAUUUCAUCACUUAGCAGGUUUUGUUCCUAAACUUCAUAUGUCAAAGAUAAAUACAUAGAAUAUUUUUAAUAAAUCAAUAUAUUUAUGCAGCAUACAUAAGUCAAUUGAAAUAUUUGUUCAACUCAACUGCUUCUUUCAACUAAGCAUCUCUCUUUCUCCUUCUACCGGCCACUGGAAUCAACUAUAUUAUGUUUAUGGGUUGCCUAUUCCUUAGGACAAACAGAAAAAAGAAGGACAGGGAGUAGCAUCCAGAAAUAUGAAUUAGAUCCAAACCAUUCAAUCUAUAUACAAUCCAUAGUCACUCCUUCCUUUCCUAGCAGAUCUGUAGAUUGCUGCCAAUUGUGCAUAUACAUUGAGGAAGAUAAAAGACCAGUUUAAAAUACGAGAAUCACUGUCUGAUAUAUCUACAAUAGAACUGUAAAAUAACAAGUUAGAAACUACAGAAUAGUGAAAUUGAACUGUUUUAUGAAUCACUUCAUGAACCACAUCUGUUACUUUAUCGAGAGGCUAUAGUCUUAGCUUUGGCUUUGAAAUGGCAAUGUAAUGUUAACUUUUGCAAUAUUAACAAAAAAAAACUGGACAGAAAGAUGAGCCUCGAAAAGCUGCCAACAGGUGUAGUACGAAAAGCUGCUAUCUAUAUCUAUUGUUUACUUUAUUUGAAGUAAUAUGCCCCUGUAGAGUUUGCCGUUUCAAAAAACCGCAAAGUAGGAGUGUAAUGUUCGACCACCUAAAGUGGUCACCAUUUCCAAAGGGGUACACUGUUUGGCUGCAUCAUGGGGAGUCCUUGGGAGAAACUAGUAGCGUCUCAACUAGUACUAUUCCAAAUAUAGGUCAAGACACGGUGGUUGUUGAAGAUCCUAUUCAAAACAUGAUCAAUGAUGCGUUUGGAGUUGAUAGGGAUCAGACAAAUGAGGAACCCAUUGCAUCAAAUGAAGAGAUUGAUCGAGAUGAAGAUGUGAUACCAAGUGUAAGUGAAGAAAGGAAUGAAGCCAAAGAAUUCUAUGAAUUAACUAGAGAUGCAGAACAACCUUUGUAUGAAGGGUGUGCAAGAUAUUCAAGAUUGUCUUUUUUGUUAAAGUUGUAUCACAUCAAGUGUUUGUGUGGGUUGAGUGAUAAGUCGUUGACAAUGAUUUUAGAGCUAUUAAAGGAUGCAUUUGAAUUUGCAAGUAUUCCAAGUUCGUUCUAUGAAGCAAAGAAAACAAUUACAAAACUUGGUAUGAAUUAUGUGAAGAUACCUGCAUGUCCCAACGAUUGUAUGCUUUAUUGGGGUGAAGAUGAAGAGAGGGAGACCUGUAAAAUUUGUAACACUUCAAAAUGGAAAUCAGGGGAAAAGGAUUGUGUUGUCAAUAAUCGUAAAAAAGUUCCAGCAAAAGUUCUUCGUUAUUUUCCAUUAAAACCUCGAUUGAAAAGACUGUUUUUUUCAUCAAAGACUGCCGAGGAUAUGAGAUGGCAUGCAAUUGAUAAUAACAACGACGGAAUGAUGAGGCAUAAUUGAUAUACAUUUGAAUAUAUAUGAUUUUUCUUGUUUUGUGUUAACUAACAAUUUGCUUUUUUAUGUUUAUGUUGUAAGUCAAAGUUUGUUGUUGAUGAUGAUGGAGACCAUAAAAAAUAUGUUAUCUCUAGCCUUGGAAAGAAAUGGAGGGAUGGAAAGUCUCGAUUGUUUAAUAAACAUUACAAAUGGGAACUCACAUUAGAGGAGAAUCUCAAAAAUCGUCCAAGUUUUAUUCACCCAGAUCAUUGGGCUGUUUUUGUCAAUUUUAAGAGGAAGGCUGAACAAGUGGCGAUUGCACAAAAAAAUACAAGAAAUCGGGAAAAGCAAAAAACUCCUCAUACACUAGGAACUGACUCGCUUGCGAUCAGAAAAGAUGAGUUGGAAUUGAGAUAUGGUCGAGAAUAUAGCAGGGGAGAUAUGUAUGCUGUUUCGCAUAAAGAUGCCAAGGGAAAAUUUGUAAAUGAAUAUGCAAGGCAAAAAGCUGAACUAUUGCAAGUUGAAAUGCAAAACACUCAAUGUGAGAAUGAAGCAUUUUUCAAAGUGUUUGGAAAGGAACAUGCUGGAUAUGUCCGUUCUAUGGGGCUUGGGAUAACACCAUCUCGAAUCUCUAGUCGCUCUACUAGAUUAGCCUCAUCUUCCAUUGAGACUAAUGAGAAAAUGUUGAAAAUGCAAGCUGAGAUUGAUUCUCUUAAGGAGAAGGCUUCACAAGUUGAUUUCUUGAAUGCGCAAGUUGCUUUUUUAAUGCAAAUGCAAGUGCAAAAUUCUAGAGACAAAGAGCCAACAAAUUUAGAAACAAGAGAUGGUAGACAUUCAUCUGAGUCUAGCCACCGCCUUGAUGAUCACUGAAGCAACAUCACUAGGGAACUUCUAAUUUUGCUACAACUGUUUUUUUAUGGACUUAUAAUUUUGCUACAGCUGUUUUGAAUGUUCAGUCACUAGUGUUUCAUUUUUUGAAUGUUUAAACUUGGCACUGUAUAUAUUUUGUUUUAGUUAAGUUGAUGUAUGGAUCAAACUUCUUACUCUUGAAUUUAUGUAUAUUUUGCAUUUUAAGUCUUUA
Messenger RNA from Medicago truncatula (barrel medic), 3327 nucleotides. RefSeq lists its product as uncharacterized. NCBI's taxonomy places the organism in Eukaryota, Viridiplantae, Streptophyta, Magnoliopsida, Fabales, Fabaceae. The coding region runs from base 2688 to 3116 and encodes 142 amino acids. The transcript has 5 exons. The record is from RefSeq and is a predicted model, not a curated record.